This is a messenger RNA of Xenopus tropicalis (tropical clawed frog), 1966 nucleotides long. RefSeq names its product nocturnin (gene noct). Gene Ontology annotation, cellular component: cytoplasm. Gene Ontology annotation, biological process: circadian rhythm. Gene Ontology annotation, molecular function: poly(A)-specific ribonuclease activity; hydrolase activity, acting on ester bonds; catalytic activity. NCBI's taxonomy places the organism in Eukaryota, Metazoa, Chordata, Amphibia, Anura, Pipidae. The record is from RefSeq and is marked provisional.
CUGACUUAUUUCCAUCCCGGCACCUAUACUGUGCUUAUUAUUGGUAUUUAGUUCUCCCCCAAGAAUAGUGACCCCUGGUACCCGCCCUCUCCCCAGCGCACCGCGUGAUGUAUCAAAGCCCAGCAAGCAGGCUGUCUUCGGCGCUAAGAGACGUGCUAGCUCCGUGCGCUUCUUCUCUGCGCCAGCACUCGCCUGUCAGGAGGAGAGCCCUUCCGACCCCAGGGCAGGGGUCCCUGUUUGGGCUCAGCUGCUGCCACAGUCUUGCCGGCUGGAUCGGAGAAGCACCAGGAGUGGGACAUAGCAGCUCCGCAGCAGCAGCAGCAGCACAAGCGAGUGCGACAACGGGGACAGUGGCUCGAUCGGCCUCUAGGACUGUGUGUUCCAUGGGAAACAGUACCAGCAGGCUGUAUAGCGCUCUGGCCAAGACACUUAGCAGUAGUGCUGCUGUGUCCCAGCACCAGGAGUUAUUGGAAACCCCUGACCAUGACCAAUCAGAAUCUCUUGAUCCCAAGGACCUUCUGGAAGAGUGCCAAGUGGCCCUGCAAGAUCGGCCAGCCCGGCUCCACCGAGACCUUGUCAGCCUAAGGAAUGACUCAGGCAGCCAGCCACGUUCAUUUAGAGUGAUGCAGUGGAACAUUCUGGCACAAGCUCUUGGUGAAGGCAAAGACAACUUUAUAAUGUGCCCUAUGGAGGCCUUAAAGUGGGAGGAAAGGAAAUACUUGAUCCUUGAGGAAAUCUUGAUGUACCAACCUGAUGUAUUGUGCCUGCAGGAAGUAGAUCACUAUUUUGACACCUUCCAGCCUAUACUGAGCAGAUUGGGCUACCAGUGCACUUUCUUAGCCAAACCAUGGUCUCCCUGCCUUGAUGUGGAACACAACAAUGGACCCGAUGGCUGUGCCUUGUUCUUCCUGCAGGAUAGAUUUCGGCUGGUUAACAGUGCCAAAAUCAGACUGUCGGCCAGAACCUUAAAAACCAACCAAGUGGCCAUUGCAGAGACCUUGCAGUGUUGUGAAACUGGGAGGUUACUGUGCUUUGCUGUGACCCAUUUAAAGGCACGGACAGGAUGGGAGAGGUUUAGGCUGGCACAAGGUUCUGACCUUCUACACAACCUCGAAUCGAUUACUGAGGGUGCCACAGUUCCAUUAAUUAUUUGUGGAGACUUCAACGCAGAGCCUACGGAGGAAGUAUACAAAAGAUUUGCCUCCUCCAGCUUGAACCUAAACAGUGCUUACAAGUUACUGAGUGAAGAUGGAGAAUCUGAACCGCCCUACACUACAUGGAAGAUUCGCCCCACAGGAGAGUCAUGCCACACUCUGGAUUACAUCUGGUACUCCCAGCAUGCAUUGAGGGUAAACUCUGCUUUAGGUCUGCCAACGGAAGAGCAGAUUGGGCCCAAUAGGCUCCCUUCUUUUAAUUAUCCCUCAGAUCACCUGUCGUUAGUGUGUGACUUUAGUUUUAACGAAGAUCCAGCCAGAUUGUUAUAAGGGCUUUAACUAUUCCCAUGUUCUACUGUGAUUUGUGAUGUGAGCUGAAGUGUAAGGACUGCUAAAGUGGUUGUGUUAACUAUACCGUGCUAUAUACUUGAGAUUGACUUGGUGGACCUCUUCUAUUUAUUUAAUAAUUAUAUAUACGUUAAUUUAUUGAAGACUUUAGUAAGCUGCUAGGACCUAACUUAACAAUAAGGACAUUUGCAUUGUUUUUGCCAAAUAUCUUACUGUAAAGGGUAAAUUACCUAGUAUUCUCCAGCUGAACCUUUGUAUUUAAUCUUUUCCUUUAUCCCCUGAGAUUGUACAUGUUCAAACCAAAUGCCUUUCUUUGCACAAUGAUGCACAUGUGUGUUUGUAGACACAUUUCAUAGUAUUUAUUUUUGUACAUGGAACAUUUUAAGUUGCUUUACGAGUAUUCUAUAUCUAUAAUUCUAUAUAUGUAUCCGUUGUGAUAUUGUAUAAGCCAAAAGAGCCAUACU